Messenger RNA from Nylanderia fulva, 6711 nucleotides. NCBI's taxonomy places the organism in Eukaryota, Metazoa, Arthropoda, Insecta, Hymenoptera, Formicidae. The record is from RefSeq and is a predicted model, not a curated record.
GGUUUUUCAUAGACGUCUUUUUCACGGAUUACGCUAUAUAUUGUUUACAUUUUACAUUAAUGCGUGAAUGUGUAUAUAUGUAUGUGUAAUAUAUACGUAUGUAUAUGUAUAUAUAUCGCGAUCGAGAUUCGAGAUGUUUAUAUUCGAGAUUUUCAUCCGCCCUUGGCGCCGACUUCUGACAGCGCCAACUUCACAUUACUCCGAUAAUCCGCUCGCAGUACGGGCGUUUCUCUUUUUUUCCUCUCUCUUUCUCACACACAGUGGAAAUCUCGAUAAGAAGAACUCGGAUAGUUUUCUUCCACCGAUCUGUUUAAAUGUGAUCACGAGAGGGAAAGUUUCGCUGCUUUCUCCGUAUAUUUGAGCGCGAGCACGAAUUGCUCGACAUGGAUCCGUCAGAUGGUAUAGACAAAUCAUGGGAUCACCCCUGGACUACGGAAGAGAUGAGAAAGAGGAGGAGGGAGUGGAGUCUGGCAGGUGACGUUGGACUUCUCAAGCAUCUUCAACAAUUUUCUGAGAAUCUGAUGUCUAGAGCGAACAAAACUCAAGCUGCUUUAGACACAUUAACGACACAAUUAAAGGAGACAGGAAUAUUAGUGGAUAAUAUUACUAAUACAUCCCUGGCUUUAGCCAAUACUCAAUUUAUUGAAAGUCGUGUUCAAGAAGAUGACAUAGAAAUUAAGGAAAAUUCUGAGAAACAAGAAAAUGCAAAGACUCAAGAUUUAGUACCAGAGAAUCUCCUAGCCAGUAUAAGCGAGAGUGUUAAACAAGGCUUAAACAUAAUGGAUGAAAAGUACAAAGUAAUGGAUGUAGCUUGUAGCGACAGCGAAGAGGAAGAUGAAGGUGGCGCAGUAGUAUUCAGCGUCAUUGUUGGGCCUAAUGAUCCUUAUCAAGAUCGGCCCCUGCCAUACAUUAUUGGUUCCGACAAAUGGACGGCGUCAAAUAAAAUAGGUCUGGAGAGCAGCAGCAGCGAAUCCGAACAAGCCGACGAAGAAAGGGAAGACUCGGAAAGCGAGAAAGAGGAUGCGAGUGUACAAAAGAUGUUUAACAGUCGACAUAAUCCGGAUAUAAAUAUAGCGAGAUUAUCAUCGUCCUCUAGCGAUUCGGACAACUAUAAUGAUUCAAAUAAUGUACCUUACAUGAAUAAUAAGGCGGAUACGAUUUCUCAGAAUAAUAUAAAUUCCGCUUCGGAAUCUGUUACACCUAACAAUGUAUCAAAGACGUCGAGCGAAACGGAGCCCAAUUUCGCAGAAGAGUUAGCCAAACGAUUAGGCACCGUUCGCCAAACGCAGAAACCUAUCGUUGUAGAUGAUUCCAGUGAAUCGUCGAUCAAUCGAUAUAAAGAUGAUUUAUUCACAUCGGAGAAGGAUGAAGAUGUAUUUAACGAUAGUUCAGAUAAUUUAUUCAGCGACAAGAAGGGUCUUUUCGAUGAUGAAGUGUCCGCAAACCUGUGGAAAGAGAAAUCACUCAAAUCUUACAAGAGUAACAAUAUUAUACCACCCAGUAUCGACGUACCACCACCGAUUAAUAUAAUUUCAACGAAACCAAAAUCGUCGAUCGACGAUCUAUUUGCCGAUGCGGAUUCAGACGAAGACUCGGAUAUCUUCUCAUCGGGGAACAUCGUCAAGAAACGCACGAAAGAACCCAUCAUCGACGAUAAUAAUCGUCCCGCACCGAAAGAAUUUUUGAACGUCGUAGGUGCUUCCGGUAAUAUCGCCACCAGUACACCGGAAUCCAAUGUCAACGUCCCGAAUCUGUUCAACGAUGAUGAAAACGACGAUGCGAAUUUAUUCGGAAAUCCCAAGAAGCAAUCUUAUAAAGCUGCAGUUACGCCAUCCUCCACAAAUACAACUCAACAGGAGCCGAAUAAAAAGAAAUUGGCGGGAAGGGUGUCGGUACUGGGCAGCGUUCCAGCAUCGGACAUCGAGGGCAAAUUGUCGAGUCGGAUAAUGCAACGACGACAGGAAUCAUCCGAGUCGUCGUCCGAUAGCGACUCGCCAGGAAAUUCUGAUAACGCGACAAGGAGCAGCGCUGAGAGAGGCACUUCGAACGAUACUACUUCGUUUGUAAGCCACAGUUUGCAGAUCACACCGGCCACUAAUUCAACAGUGAACGUAUCUGCGAUCGGAAACACCAACAGCAGCGGGAUAGCAUCGUCUAGCAUCGAGAACCUGAAUGGAUCCAGUUUGUGGAUGAACUUGCAGCCGGAGAUGACCUCGACGAGGCUCAAAUCCGAGGAGAUCUAUCGCGAACGUGUCACCAGCGACAGCCUUUUCGCAGCGCAGACGCUUCAUCCCGGCAACCCGGCGAACACCAACAGCAACAACCAGCAGCAACAAUCGCGAGACUCCUCUCGACAGGAUAGCUCGUUGCCUCAGGACGACGUAUUCGAGAACGACGAUCUCUUCGGGCCGCCGCCGUUGCCAAGCAAAUCAGAUACGAGGCGAACCCCGAAGUCAAAGGUCUCCUCGCUCUUUGACGAUUCCGAUUCCGGCGACGAGCUCUUUUCCGCCGCGAGCUCCGGUUCCAGGUCGCAGAAGAGCACGGAGCACUUCCUCACCUCGGUCUCGUCCAGCGACAGGACCAAGACAGCAACUAGCAGUGGCCUGUUUGAAGACGACGACAUAUUCGGCGGCAAGGACGCUCCAGACGUCGAUAUAUUUGGCGUGGCAUCGAAAUCAAAAGAAAAUUCGGCUUCGAACAAUCUGUUCGAUAAUAGUGAACAAUAUUCAGUAACGUCGAAGAGCAAUAACGCCGAUAAUUCCCAAAACACGAAGAUGGAGUCGAAGAGGAUCAGUCUUUUCGACGACGACGACGGCGACGAUGGUGACUUGUUCGCCGGCGCGAAGCUAACGAAGCCGAAGAGCGACCGUAAGACUGAUGUUCUUUUCGAGGACGAGGAUGAUUUGUUCGCCUCGAACAAGGCGAGCGAUAAGAAACGCUCGCAAGAGAAAGGCGCACAGUUGAGCCCAAAGCUCGAUAUCUCCAAAAAUGUUUCUACUCUGGAAGCUGAAAAGAAGAGCAAAGACGAUUCUUCGGAUAAUACGGAUGGGCUAUUUUCAAAAGCGACGAAAACCCGUAGCCUUCUGUUCGAGAACGAUGAUUACGACGAUCUGUUCGGCAAAAAGGAUACGGUGCCGCGCGAGGACGAUCGAUCGAAGCCUGAAUUCAAAGAAGAAAUCAAGAAAGACCUCGUCGAGAAGGUGCAGGAACUUCCUGAGCAAAAUAAAGAUUCUUCAAGUUUAAAUCGUGACAUCAAGACUAUUACUACGGAAUCUAAAGACGACAAAGCCGCAAAGAGUGAUGUAAAUGAGGCAAAGAAUAAAACGUCGUCUGGUAUCGUAACUGAUGUCGAAACAUCAUCCAAGGUUGAAGAAGAGGUCAGGACAAAGAAAAGUUCGCCGCCGAAGACACUGAACAUUCGAACGACUUCUUCGCCGCCGUCCGAGGAACAAAAUGGUCAACAAGUUCCCCAAAUGGUGUCUGGUAAAAUAAAGAAUCUAAUGGGGAAGAUGGGUGACUUGAAGAUACUGUCGCCGAUGGAUGCACCACCCUUGUGGAAAAGCGAGGACAAGGCGGAUGAGGAUGAAGAUAUCGUGGAUAAAGACAGGGAUGGAGAUCAAGGCACCGGAUAUAUUUCGCCUCCUAGUGUAUCAGAAGGUAGCGCGCGCAAAGAAUCUUCUUAUUCGACAACAAUCUCCACCGUCAGCAAUGUGGAAGUGUCUAUAAACUUUGACGAUCUAGCUCAAGUAGAAACUUUAUCUACUACGGCAUCCAAGAGCCGAGUAAGGAUUCAAGCAAAACGCCGUCCUCAGAGCCGACAUGCCCGGAAGUCUGCACUGCGACACAGUGGCAUCGAUUUCGACACGGUCGAUAGUGCGGACAACGACAACUCCUUGGACGAUAGUCACACCAGUACCAUCUCGUCUACCAAAGACUCGUCCGCUGCGCCGGCAAUCAGUGCAACUGAUCGUUUAUCUGCCAGUAACGCUCAGCGUUCGACGGUCGAUCCUUCUUCAACAGACGACAAGUCCGAGCUGGGUAGCAUCAGCAAGGAGAGCUCGAUGAGCGUUAACAAGAACACUCUAUUGUCGCCGUCCACCGACGAAGAAGAUCUGUUUGAUGUCCCGCCAGAUCUGCCGGAGGAUCCGCAGAGGGAGGAUACAUUGUUCGGUAGGGCGCCGAUACUUUCGCCGAUUGACGACGGACAAUCUGACAGAACACCCGUCGCUGUCAAACCUCUAAUAGAUACCGUGAUUAGAAGGAUCGACGAUGUUGACGUCGAUAUGAACGCGGCGAGCAACAAAAGUCUUAAAGAUUCUAGCGAAUUAGCGCGAUCGGAUGUCGAUACCAAAUCGGAUACUUUGAAGGACACCAAAAAGAGAGAUGAUAAAGGUACAAUCCACGAAGAGCGAGGUGAAGCGAGUAGAGGGUCCAGUGAAGAGCCAAGCGAUCCUCUGCGCGACAGCAGCCAUGAUCCACUGAAGGAUCCUAGUCAAUUGUUCGCGUUCGUCACGAAGACACCGUCGCCGGAGAAGAGCAAAGGACUGCUGUUCUCCGAGUCGGACGACAGUCUGUUCUCUAGUGGCGCGGCAAAAAAAUCUAGCGAGUCGAGGAAGAAAGAGAUCCUGGAUCUAUUCGCGGAGGACGACGCGGGUGGCGAUCUGUUUUCCGCGGCGCCGUUGAAGAAAACACUGAAGAAGCCACUACGGGACACGAAGAUCGGUCUCUUCGGCGACGACGAUGACGUUCACAACGAGGACGACAGUCUUUUCGGUAAUGCGUCCGGCAAAACGAAGCAGGACAGUCAGAAAUCAAAUCCUGCUCAAGCUGGACGGAAGAAGAAUAACCUUUUCGACGACGACGACGACGACGAGUCCAGUCUGUUUGUCGAGUCGUCCGGUCAGUCGCAGAAAUCGGACAGCAUAUCGUUCUCGGAGCCCAAACACGACCUCGUCGAUUCCCAAGCUAAGAGUUCGAACUUGAAGAAUAUCUUCGGUGACGCGGCCUUUCCUCGUGGAGAAAAGAUCGACGACGACGACGACGACGAUCUUUUCGCCGCAAGAAAAGUUGUUCCUAAGAAAGUCGCCGCGCCGUCUAAGUCUCUGUUUGCGUCAGAUGACGAGGACGACGACGACGACGGCCAUAUCUUCAAAAAACAGUCGUUUACGUCGACAGACUCAAAGAUGAUUACGACGACCUCAAGUUCAAGACUGACUAUGAAGAAGUCGGUCACCAGGGACCUGAAAAAAACGGCUGAAAAGAUCGUCGAGGAUCCGCUGAGUCUACUCCAAGAUGACUAAAUUGGUUUCCUCGAGAUAAGUACCCGUGAGAUUUCCUAUAUGUUGAGCCACAAAAGUUUAUACAUCUAGGAAAGUAAAGCUUAAUAAAAUACGAAACUUGAACAAAGAGCUUGCAAAUCUCUUGUUCUCAUUAGCAUCUUGGAACGCUCUGUAUAACUAACUGAAUGCAAUUAGCCUCUAUAAUUAAUAAUGUGAUAAUUUGAUUGAUUUGAUAAAUUCGAAAUUAGAAACAUAUAUAUAACGUUUAAUUAUUUUUUUUAAAUAUUGUGUUUGUUUUAAUUCGUGAAAUGCAUUUUAAUACACCAGAUAGACUUUUCAAAUCAUGUAAAUCGUAUGUUUUAUCAAACGUGUGACAAAUAAUUAAAGAGGAUAACUGCUUUGAAGAAAUGCACUUAAAAAUUAAUUCUAAAAUGCUAUUAGUUAUACAGAGUUCCGAGAUUAAAAACUAAUCAGAACAAGAGAUAGCUCUUUGUCCGAUUUUAUUAUUAAUCCUUCCUUCAAUUAAUAAAAUGCGCAUGCAAUUUAAUACACCAAAUAGACUUUUGUGGCUUAGACAUGUACAUAUACGUAUAUAUAUUUUUUUUAUUUAUAUUUUGUUACGUCAAAGUUGUUCUAUAAUAUAAAGAAUCCUAUAUCGAUAAAAUGGGUAGCGUGCAAUUCGCGAGAAAUAGAAAAUUUUGUGUUUAAUCGCUCUCGCUUGUAUUUAUUAUUUCGCUCACCAGAUCUGAAAUCUCUUUAUUUUCUUCUUCUUUUUUUUACAUAUAUAUAUGUGCCACAUUAAAAAUCGUCUUAUUCGCUUGCGCGACGAAGAUUGCAAUAAAAUGCGCAAUUAUUUCAAUUCUCAACGUUUAUUCGAUACACAACGAAUAUAUGAUUAGUUUACACUCGUAUCGUAACUAAGUGAAAGAACGCACCUUAUUCGUGCAAUAGAUGUAUAUUUUUCUCUCUACCAUCGUCCUUCCUCAUCCUCAUGAAUAUAUUCGCCUCGCGCGCGCUUGUGAUUUACGUCAUGUAUAUAUCAUCUCGAUGAAGUCAUUAGUACAAUAAAAUUUAUCCAAUGACCUCUCGUAUAAAUCCAGUGAUCCUUUUACUCCUAGAUAAUAAUACCGAUUCUAAAUAUCGUGUAUAACUCGAAACCUUCUGCAAUACAAUUUUAAGAAAAAUUUAUUAAAAUAAAUGUAAAUAUAAAUUUUACGUAAAAAAAACCUUGGAGAUUAUUAAUGAUUUAAUUGAAAAACAUCAAUCACUGUGUAUGCGUUGUGUGCGAAACAGAAUAUUUGUUAAACGUACACGUUUUUGUCCAAAAAGAAACAUAUUUUAUAUAUAUAAUAUAUUUCGAAAGAAAACUUAUGUUACGUUUGCUAAUGUCAUUAUACGCUUAAACAUCGUCAUUAAAGAAUUACGCAAUUAA